Messenger RNA from Homo sapiens (human), 1196 nucleotides. It is a transcript of the gene ACKR1, whose product is annotated as atypical chemokine receptor 1 (Duffy blood group). Gene Ontology annotation, biological process: inflammatory response; chemokine-mediated signaling pathway. Bases 130 to 1146 code for a protein of 338 amino acids. The transcript has 2 exons. Gene Ontology annotation, cellular component: recycling endosome; membrane; early endosome. The record is from RefSeq and is marked reviewed. Gene Ontology annotation, molecular function: chemokine binding. NCBI's taxonomy places the organism in Eukaryota, Metazoa, Chordata, Mammalia, Primates, Hominidae.
AUUAGUCCUUGGCUCUUAUCUUGGAAGCACAGGCGCUGACAGCCGUCCCAGCCCUUCUGUCUGCGGGCCUGAACCAAACGGUGCCAUGGGGAACUGUCUGCACAGGGAGACUCUUCCGGUGUAACUCUGAUGGCCUCCUCUGGGUAUGUCCUCCAGGCGGAGCUCUCCCCCUCAACUGAGAACUCAAGUCAGCUGGACUUCGAAGAUGUAUGGAAUUCUUCCUAUGGUGUGAAUGAUUCCUUCCCAGAUGGAGACUAUGGUGCCAACCUGGAAGCAGCUGCCCCCUGCCACUCCUGUAACCUGCUGGAUGACUCUGCACUGCCCUUCUUCAUCCUCACCAGUGUCCUGGGUAUCCUAGCUAGCAGCACUGUCCUCUUCAUGCUUUUCAGACCUCUCUUCCGCUGGCAGCUCUGCCCUGGCUGGCCUGUCCUGGCACAGCUGGCUGUGGGCAGUGCCCUCUUCAGCAUUGUGGUGCCCGUCUUGGCCCCAGGGCUAGGUAGCACUCGCAGCUCUGCCCUGUGUAGCCUGGGCUACUGUGUCUGGUAUGGCUCAGCCUUUGCCCAGGCUUUGCUGCUAGGGUGCCAUGCCUCCCUGGGCCACAGACUGGGUGCAGGCCAGGUCCCAGGCCUCACCCUGGGGCUCACUGUGGGAAUUUGGGGAGUGGCUGCCCUACUGACACUGCCUGUCACCCUGGCCAGUGGUGCUUCUGGUGGACUCUGCACCCUGAUAUACAGCACGGAGCUGAAGGCUUUGCAGGCCACACACACUGUAGCCUGUCUUGCCAUCUUUGUCUUGUUGCCAUUGGGUUUGUUUGGAGCCAAGGGGCUGAAGAAGGCAUUGGGUAUGGGGCCAGGCCCCUGGAUGAAUAUCCUGUGGGCCUGGUUUAUUUUCUGGUGGCCUCAUGGGGUGGUUCUAGGACUGGAUUUCCUGGUGAGGUCCAAGCUGUUGCUGUUGUCAACAUGUCUGGCCCAGCAGGCUCUGGACCUGCUGCUGAACCUGGCAGAAGCCCUGGCAAUUUUGCACUGUGUGGCUACGCCCCUGCUCCUCGCCCUAUUCUGCCACCAGGCCACCCGCACCCUCUUGCCCUCUCUGCCCCUCCCUGAAGGAUGGUCUUCUCAUCUGGACACCCUUGGAAGCAAAUCCUAGUUCUCUUCCCACCUGUCAACCUGAAUUAAAGUCUACACUGCCUUUGUGAA